Molecule: messenger RNA, 816 nt
Organism: Rasamsonia emersonii CBS 393.64
Lineage: Eukaryota; Fungi; Ascomycota; Eurotiomycetes; Eurotiales; Trichocomaceae
Exons: 6
Coding region: 1-816 (271 amino acids)
Biological process (GO): late endosome to vacuole transport via multivesicular body sorting pathway; protein targeting to vacuole
Cellular component (GO): Vps55/Vps68 complex; fungal-type vacuole membrane
Source: RefSeq, a predicted model, not a curated record
AUGUUCACUGGACUACCCACGAGUGAUUUAUUAAUGUACAUAUUAUGUAAGAGCGUUGCUCCCAACCACGCUAAACCGCCUUGGUCUGCUACCCCGACCUCAUCAUCGGGAACGCAACAGGCAUCCAACUCAGAGAGCUGUCUGUCUGUUCAGCCCCAUCUGACCUCGAAACCUCCUUGUACCUCAGUAUCAGCAAUUGUCUUCCUUGGCGACCGCACCAUGGAUCCCUCAGAUAACCGCUUGUGGCGGUUCUCCAAGCCGGAAUGGCUCAACAACUCCAACAUCCGCAUCGCGGGUGUCUAUUCUGCUGGUGCAUUGUUCUCCCUCGGAUUCUUCUUCCUCGUCGACGCCGCGGCCUUCUCUCACAGCUCGCGCAAUGGCUCCAACGUGCACGUCAAGUUCGUCGACUGGAUCCCCGGCAUCUGCUCCGCGCUGGGGAUGCUGGUGAUCAACACGAUCGAGAAGUCGCGGCUGAGCGCCGACAGCUACAGCUACAGCGGCAGCGAGGUGGCUUGGAAAGCGCGGUUUGUGCUCUUUCUGGGCUUUGCGUUGCUCGCAGGGGGGUUGGCCGGUAGUGUGACAGUCAUGGUCCUCAAAUACGUCAUUAAAAAUUACCCCCUGCCGACGCUCUACUUUGGCAUCGCCAACGUCGUUGCCAACAGCUUGGUAAUGCUCAGGCAUGUGGUUCGGUUGACCUUUCCGUUAUAUGACCCUGACUCCCUUCCCCACUUUGUGUUAUAUCUAUCUAUAUCUAUAUGUGUGUUUCUAGCUAAGGGUAUGGCUGUGUCAGGUCAAUUAAUCGGUCAGUCAGGUUGA